Molecule: messenger RNA, 2151 nt
Organism: Etheostoma cragini (Arkansas darter)
Lineage: Eukaryota; Metazoa; Chordata; Actinopteri; Perciformes; Percidae
Exons: 8
Coding region: 200-1960 (586 amino acids)
Source: RefSeq, a predicted model, not a curated record
AUUACUUCCUACUUUGCGUCUCCAGUGGCAACGCACAUCGCGCUUUACGUCCAGAUGAAACACACCCAUAACUAACGUAAAACACCGACGUGACGACACCUCACCACGCACGAUUGGGUUCUUUUCUUAAAUGUCUCUGGCUUUAGGCCUUUAACUUAAAAAUAUUACGCGACAUUUUGUCACUGUCUACUUACAGGGGAUGAACUUAUUCAGCAAAAAAAAGGAAGAGGAGAUGGCCAAAAAUAAAGCAAAGAUCAACAGCAGUGUCAGCCCAGCUCCACCUCAGACUCGGUCACACAGGUCAAGGAAAAGGGCAUGUCCAAGUGAUGAAGUCUCAGAGAUUGAGGAUGUUCAGGGUGCACUUCAUCCUCAGAACACCGAAGGAGAUAAUACAGCAAUGGAUGCUGCUCUGCUACAGGGACACCAGCCCCCUCUGCAGGAAUCUAUUAUGAUUUCAGCUCAACAGCAUGAGGCAGCAGAGCAGUCCUGUCUCACCAAACAAGAUACUGACACACAUAAAAAACAUACAGAUGCAACAGAUGUUUACUUAAAUGGGACAGGUAAAGCUUUUGAAGAAGAGACUUCAGUCACCAAUCCCAACAAUGAUUCUCAGCCAGAGGGCUUAAGCGUGCAUGCUGAUGAUGGUGCCACCAGGAGUGCCAAGGGCACGGAUGAAAUGACUGCAGAGGAAUGCAGCAGAUCACCAUCUCAAACAUGCACUGAUCAACUUGAGGUCUUCUUGCCAAUCUCUGAAGAAGGUGAUGGAACUGCUAUGGAGAAGCAACUGGUUGCAGAAGAUAACUCUAAAUACAAUUUGGAGAAAAACCAAGAAACCAGCCAAGCAGAACCCAGCAAUGUGCAAAUGGACAAUGUCAAGGAAAUCACAAAGGACGCAGCAGUGGGCUUACCGGCCAAAAAGAAGCGAAGGAUGGGUAUGUGUGGUCUGACAGAGAGGGAGCGGAGUCACUUUUUACAGACACAAAAACGUGAGACCGGGCAGAGUGGACCAGAGAGAGCUGAGAAGCAGAUUUGUAAUGACGGAGCUGACCAUGUGGCUCUGGAAAAGGUUGUAUCUUCAACCCCAGUAGGCUGUGUCACAGAGCAGAGCGAGGCAGAGAUAAAACUUCAGUCCAGUCACUGUGGAGAGGAUGACAGGGCAGAAACUGAAGUCCACAUUGCUGUCCCUACCUCAGAUGGGACCGGCACAGUGUGUGAUCCGGGUUGUGAGGUUGAAGGAGGCAAAGUGCUUGAUCCAGAGCAAACUGGUGACACAAAGUCAGACCCACCUGCAGAGGAGCUUUUUGUGAAUCAGGAGCAGCAGGAACUUGAGGGAUGCACAGCUGAGAUUGUGGCUCAAAAACCUCAGGAGAAAAUAAAAGAUGGAGAAGAUGGGUCAGCACUAGUAGACCAAAGUCCUGCCUGCAUCUUUGACUCUAAUCCAACUCCAAAUCAGGAGACUGAGUGCCAGGAUGCAAUUGAGGCUGCCGUUCUUCAAGUGAAGAGUGCAACCAGGGCAAAAGAUGAGAGGGAAGAGUCGGCUGUUGAUGCUGGGGACAGUGAUGGACCUGAAGCAGACGCUUCAUCCACAGACACCCAGUCAGCAGAAUCUAACGCUGUGGAGCUGUGCAAGGCUGCAGUGACACCCAGUGGCUCAGAGAGGAAAGAUAGUGGGGCUAGUGUUGAUAAAUCUGAGCCCACUCAGACAAGGGACACUGCUGACCCGUUUGGAUCUGGGUACUUGGAUUACGUGUCAGACUCACAGCUGAACACCAUCGUUCUGACUGAGGUGAUGGAGAAAGAGGAAGAUCUUGGUUCUCCAGACUGUCAGGAAGAUGCUACAGACCUGAUCUGUGGACUCGUCAGAGAACUCUCCUCUCUCAAUCGAAAGGUCAUGGCCACUCACAGAGAGCUGGAGAACCUGCGCCGUAGCAGUAAAGCUUCAAGGAGCUCCAUUCGUUGAGGAUUCGUUUCAAGUCCCUGCCCUCCUAAGCUUACUAUUGCCCUAAUGGUUUGUGGGUAAUGAAGGCACUUUAGAAAGUUAAUAUACAUUUUUUACUCUUCUUGUACUAUUGACAGCUGGAAUGUUCAGUUUAAUAGCUCAGUUGUCCACUUGUUCUCCCCAAAUAAAGCUGUGUGUUGCUUAUUACGUCA